AUUCACCUCCUACUCCUUUCCCUCCACUUCUCUUUACUUUCAUUCCAUCUGUACAAAUAGCAAAAUGCCACAUUUCCACUCACUAUCCAUGAAAGCUGUCAAUGAUAAAUUUAGGUAGCACUGAGUAUAACAAUGAGUGUAGGCCUAAUAUUCUUAUUUUUAAACUGUAGGUGUUUGAUCCUUUUUCCAAAUAAUUAAAAAUGUAUUGGAAAUUGGUUCGUUUAUUUCUGAACAUUGUUUGAAAAUGUCUUUGUUUUAAUUUCAGUAUAUUUGGAACUAUACUGGGCCAGGAUUGGCAAAGGGCCCUACUGGCCAUGCCAGAUAGUUAGGGACGAAGAUGGGAGAUUUUACAAGAGAAAAAUUUGCUCCAACAAUGUCAUGAGGGUACAACUCUAUGUGCGGUGGUUGGGGGACGGGAGGCACUCGUGGGUGGGCCUCUCUUAUUUGGUGCCCUUUGAGAGGGCACCAACCCCCCAACAGACACCCUACACUAUGCUUAAGAAUUAUGUCAUGACUCACCUCAAAACGAAAGACAACUUGAAGGCCUGUAAGGUGCCAAGGAGGCUGGUGGCCAAAGUGGACGCAGCAGUGGAGUUGGCUAUGGAGAUGCAGGAUGUUUUUAUAUGAGUAGAAGAAAGAAAGAAAUAAUUGUGAGGAGUACUCUGGAGAGAAGGGUACAGUGUCUGAUGGGUGAUGGUGAUUGGUUCCGUGGUGUUGAACCAGAUAGUGGUGGGACUUGCGGUGUCCUACCUGAGCGUCCUGAUGUGUGGCAUCGGUGUCCUGAUGGCGUGGCGUGGCUUCUCUCCCCUCCGCCAACUGCCCACCUUCCACUGGGUGUGCGCCGAGUUGGCGCUCCACAUAACUCUCACAGCACAUUCACAAGCAGCACCACGAGUGGACGGCUCCAAUCUCAGUUACCGCCAUCUACUGUCAUCCCAUCGAGCACACAUUCAGCAAUCUGUUGCCGCCCUUCCUCGGGGUAAGCUCCAGCAUAGAUACACAACAUAUCCCAUGGUGUUGUGUAUCA
Nilaparvata lugens (brown planthopper) is the source of this 1027-nucleotide messenger RNA. RefSeq lists its product as uncharacterized. Lineage: Eukaryota; Metazoa; Arthropoda; Insecta; Hemiptera; Delphacidae. The coding region runs from base 624 to 983 and encodes 119 amino acids. The record is from RefSeq and is a predicted model, not a curated record. The transcript has 5 exons.